CCCCGCCGCCGCCGCUGCCGCCGCCGCUGCUGCCGCCGCCGCCGCCGCCGCCGCCGCCAGUCAGUCCGCGUUCGGUUCUUCAGCACCCGAUUCCCCCGGACCCAUCGCCGCUUCUAGACUUUGCUGCGGGCUCGGAUCUUGCCGGGAUUGCCCGCCGUGUGACAACGUUCCGGUCGUUAGUUGCCGAAGGAGUUGCUACCCAGAUCAUAUUCGAUGAAUACACAUGACAGAAGCCGAAAAUGUCUGAUGAAUUUUCGUUGGCAGAUGCACUACCUGAACACUCCCCUGCCAAAACGUCUGCUGUGAGCAAUACAAAACCUGGCCAACCUCCUCAAGGCUGGCCAAGUUCCAACCCUUGGAAUAACCCAAGUGCUCCACCUUCUGUGCCAUCUGGACUCCCACCAAGUGCAACACCCUCCACUGUGCCUUUUGGACCAGCACCAACAGGAAUGUAUCCCUCUGUGCCUCCCACCGGACCACCUCCAGGACCCCCAGCACCCUUUCCUCCUUCUGGACCAUCAUGUCCCCCACCUGGUGGUCCUUAUCCAGCCCCAACCGUGCCAGGCCCUGGCCCCACGGGGCCAUAUCCUACACCAAAUAUGCCCUUUCCAGAGCUUCCAAGACCAUAUGGUGCACCCACAGAUCCAGCUGCUGCUGGUCCUUUAGGUCCAUGGGGAUCCAUGUCUUCUGGACCUUGGGCGCCUGGAAUGGGAGGGCAGUAUCCUACCCCUAAUAUGCCAUAUCCAUCUCCAGGGCCAUAUCCUGCACCCCCUCCCCAAGCACCAGGGGCAGCGCCACCUGUUCCAUGGGGCACUGUUCCACCAGGAGCCUGGGGACCACCAGCACCAUAUCCUGCCCCUGCAGGAUCAUAUCCCACACCAGGACUCUAUCCCACUCCCAACAAUCCUUUUCAAGUGCCUUCAGGACCUUCUGGUGCUCCACCGAUGCCUGGUGGCCCCCAUGUGAGUGUUAAAUUUGUUAUUUAAAAUGCACUAAUAGUCACAUGAGCACAACUGAAAGAUUAUUUGCCUCCAGUUUUAGAUAGAAGAUUAGAAAGCAUUUAAAACUUUUUAAAAGAGGGUGGUAUGUGUAUAUAGAAGAGUACAUUUCAAGCUUUAGAUAAACCAUUUAGAAGGGUGACAUUAGUUAUUCCUGGUUCUAAAAAUAGAAAAAUUUCCCAGAGAUCCCCAAAGACUUUGAAAUGUAGUAAGCAAUGUCUUCAAUAACAUCUUUGAGGUAAACUCAGUUGCAGUUCAUCGGACUUAACUUUCUUUUAACAUCACAUUUUAUAACAUCACAUCAAAGCACAGUUCAGUAAAAACAGUCUCUGCCUGCGUGAUCUACCAAGGUAGAUUUUUAGAAAAUCUAGGACAGUGAAUAUGUAUGUAGCCUUGCCUGUCCUUUCUAUAAUUCUCCGUAGUGUUUCUCAGCCAAAGUUUUGUUAGAUCCUCAGCACCAUUGAGCUCCAGGUUAUACGACUAUUCUGCAUUGUCAUGCAGAAAGCAUGCCAUGUGAUGCUUUACUGUCAGCCAAGCCAGAGUGAUAGGGUUGACAUUUUAGUUGGAGAACCUGUUGGGGGCAUUUGACCAAAUAGAAAAGCAUCCCACUUCCCCCCAGAAGUAAGUCAAGUGAGUCUUCAAAUAGUCAUGUUUCUCCUUCAAGGAAAAAAUGACUUAACAAAGUAAUCAGAUCUCCGACUAGAUUAAUCAGAUGUCUACCUUAACUGUAAAGGAAAAAGAAUCUUAAUAAAAUGCCCCCUAAACUUACUUUCAUUAGUAUAACUUCUUGCUAUACAUAUUUUAUUUAAAUUUUUUGCAAAUUGUAUGCCAAAAUAAAUGGGAUGACUUGGUGUUUGGAUUUGUUAAGUAAUAAGUUUAUUUUAAACCACAGCAAGGAGUUAAUAAACUCCACUUAGAAAAACUGGAGGUUUACUUUUUCUUUUUUCUAUUGCAGUCUUACCAUUAAGUUAAUGGACGAAGAGAGGACGCUUUGCUUUUUGAAGUACAUAUAUAUGCACAUGAAUGCAUAUAUAAAAAUUGCUGGUUUCACUAUUCUUAGAGGGCAUUCAUGAAAGAACAACUCUUGCACCUCUCAGAGAAGAUAUCUGCCUCUUGUACUUGGAUGUAUAGUACAUCUGAUGGAUACAAUCAGAUAAAAAUGUAAAAGUAAAUCAUUCAAAUGUGAUUUUUAUUCGGUUUUUAUUGAACGUUAACGUGAUGAAGUAUAUUGAUAGCUCUUUGAUAUAAUUUGUUUAAAAAAGUUUUCGAUUUGUUUAAAUUAUGAAACCACACACUUAAAAACCUAAAAUGUGGGUUAUUGUUAGAAUCUGCAACCUCAUUGGCAAAUUAGUUCAAGUAUUUUUCUAUAAUCACUUUUUCCCCUAAAUAAACACACUUUGAAAACAAUCACAUUGUCAUAAUUUAAACAAAUGAUGCCUCUCAACAUCUUGAACUGCUCUGUCUAUAGGAUAAAUAAACCUGGUCCUCUUGAAGUUGUAGUUUGGAUAUAUAUUUUAAAGCUGUUGGUAAUUAUUGUCAGAUGUUGAGCUCAUUAGCCAGGCAGUGUUCAUUUUUAUCCUUGAGCUUUUAGUAAAAACUUUUUUUGAUUUUGAGUUUUACCUGAUUUGCUUUUAUUUUUAGCCAGAUGGUCACACAGCUCUAAAAUCUGCCAUUUAUGAAAACUUUUUUCUUUUUAAUGCAGGCCAACAUGUGUGUAAAUUAUUAGAGAAUUGGUCAUCUCUGUAUUGCUUUGGAAUAGAUUUUGAGGUGUCUGUAUUGCUUUGGGAAGAACUCAAAGAAGGAAAUAAUUCUCUCCUUUGUCUUGAACGUCAAACCAGAGGAAACCCUGGAAAUUGCUUCAUAGUGACAAGUAACUUGCAUUCCCCACAAAAUCCUCUUCUGCCCAGAUCCUUCCGUGUAGAUCCCUCUCCUUCAGUUCUUUAGAAGGAGCACAUCCCUUAGUUUCUCCCUGAUAUGGAAAACUGGCACACUGUAGGGGUUGUUGUAAACACAUAUAGCAGUUAUGUUUCAAGAACUGUAGUCAUUUAGGCACGACUCUUCUCUAUACAAGUGCGAUCAAAAUGUGUAUGUCUUCAGAGUCUGAUUAAGCUGUGUCAUUGUCUUUUGCAUAGUUUCCUACAUCUGUUGUAAAGUGCUAUGGCUAACAGUUCAGUUCUGUUUGUUGACAGGUAAAUAGGUAGAAUUCGAGUGCCAUCCUUAAAAAUUACCCUCUAGCUCUAACACUGAAAAUAAUAAUAAGGUGUAGAUCUCUGCAAUUGCGUUGAAGGCAGUGUGACUGUUGCUUAAAUUAGUGUUGUUUGUAUCCACCAAAAUAGCCUGAGUAGCUUCUUGGCACCUUACCUUUAAAUCAGACUCUUAGAUUCUUAGAACUGACUAUGUUAUUUGUUAAUAACAUUUUGAAACUUUGAAUGUAUCCAUUGGGUUACUAAAAUAAGUUGUGAAUUUCUUGACUAGUAUAGGAGAGACUUAUGCUAGAGCUCUUGUUUUUGCUUAGAGAAAUAUUUAGUAGUUUGUUUCUCUUAUAGUUAAAAUGUCAGGAAUGCCAAAUGCUGCCAAUUUAAUGGUUUGAUAGCUACCUCUUUUUAAGAAUGCAAGAUGGUCAUCUUUGAGAAGAACAUUCAGUGUUUAAGCUCCCUUUUAAGUAGAUGAUAGAGUCAAGCUUUCAGAAUUGAAACUGAUUUGUUUAGAUACUUUGAGACUGGGGAAUGUUGUUAGACAGCUCUUACUUAGUGGCACAAGCGGUCUUUUUUUCUUUUGCUUCCUUGCAAGGACAAGCCCCAACGAUCUAUGACACUCUUGGAAUCUUUUGUCAGAGUAGCCUCCCAUUUACAAAGUAGUAAGUAGCCUUAGAAGGUAUUUUAGCUUAAAUUAUCAGGCAAUUUCAGCUAACUGGAGGGAUAAGAGGAAAAGUGAGAUAACAAAGAUAUCUUUGUGGUUAUUUUGGUUGUGUUACAUUGGGACAAGUUCACAACUCUGGCUUUAGAUACAAUAUUUAAUGUGACACUAGAGAAUAGUGUUUGAUUAAGAGAAAUAGCACGUUUGGGAAUCUAAUUGUGGAGUCCAUUUAUGAGAUGAGAAAAUCUGCUGAAGAAUUUGAAGGACCAUGUAUCUGAGAUUUGGUAUUACUACUCCCAAUAAGUAUAUAAACUUAACUAGUGACCCAUACUGCCCAGUGUACCCUUUUCUUUGCUUUUCAAGGACUUUCCAAAUGAUAGUUGUGAGGUUUUUUGCUUUUUGUUUUUUUAUAUAUAUAAGAAUGGAAAUCAAAGGGACUAGAAUUUGCUUUUAUAUUCCAUUUAGUUUCUUAGAGCAUUAUUUCUCAACUUGCAGGGGAAGUCUCGAUUCUUGUGAGUACUCCGGGACAAAAUGUCUUUAGGUUCAGGGUAAAGUUAAAAGCAGAAGUUUUCUGGUGGAGUAAUGGGGGAAAGCAUGGGGGAAGGUUUGUCCGUUUACAAGGGAAUUGUGUUGCUUUUGAAACCAGUCCUAUUAGGCUGGCAUCAGUUUAGGGAAGAGCUUGUUUCCUAGAAAGUUUGGUCUUAGAAGAGAAGACCGUAUAGAAUAUGCUGAUACUUGGACUCUCUCAGAACAAGAACUUAAAGACAAAUUUGGUGGAGAGAAUUGAGAUGUAUUUGAGGAUUAGUGUUUCUGGAGUUGGAGUCUUAGGUUUUGACAUGUUAAACCAAAAAAUGACAAGGAAAAAUGAAAAUAAAGACUUUACAUCCUCAUCACACACGCAGUUCUCAAGAAUCAAGGCUCCUUAAAGGAGUGCUUGAAAUCCCUUGGCUUGUCUAUGCUGGACUCGGCCUGAUGCCUUUUCAUGCUUUUGAACAAAAGAUGGCUGUUUAUAGCUCGAACUCCACAGCCCUGUUUGGUAUAAAGUAAUACAUUGAGUAUUCAGGAAUAGGCAAUAUAUUUGUUUAAUUAGCCAAGGUCCUCCUUCCUUGUCAGUUUUCCUGUUUUCAUUAGAGAAUAAUAAAAGAGGAGAGAAGAAAGGGGGUGAAUUUUUGGCCUUCAUCUGGCACACUACUACAACAGAGUAUUGGCAUAUUUUCUAGGAAAGAAAGCCUGUUUUGCCAUAAAAUUUUACCUCACAAAUAAUAAGUGCUACCUAUUGUACUCAGCUGGACAGCUUUUGAAAUUAUUUGUAUAGAAGAACUAAACUCGGGCAGCCCAGGUGGCUCAGAGGUUUAGUGCCACCUUCGGCCCUGGGCCAGAUCCUGCAGACCCAGGAUCGAGUCCCGCGUCGGGCUCCCUGCAUGGAGCCUGCUUCUCCCUCUGCCUGUGCCUCUGCCCCGUCCUCUCUCCUUCUCUCUCUCUGUCUCUCAUGAAUAAAUUAAAAAAAAAAAAAAUAAAGAACUAAAAAAAUAAAUAAUAAAGAACUAAACUCUAGUCACAGUUCAAUUAAAAACGGUGACUCAUUUGCGUGUCAGUCAGUUGCCUAUACUUCAAACGAUUAGUACCAAUGUCUUCCUCACCCUGAAUAAUCCAGUGCUAGCUUUAUAUAAAAUGCCACGGUUAUAAACCCUAGAAAGUAAACCUAAACACAGACGUUCAGAUGUUGGUUUUUGAAAAGCAUAAGGUUAAAUUCAGAUAAAUCAUACUGUUAAAGGUACUAUGCAUAGAAUGAAAGUGAUAGGUAGCUUUCAGGAGGACUAAAAUUUAAUCUCAAUAAAGCAAUAUUUAGUACUGAAGACAGACACUUUUUAUUUUCAGAAUUCUGCCAAGUAAACUUAAAAUUGCCAACAAAAUAAUCAGUAUUAAAGAAAUGCCAUGCAAGCUUCUGGCUGUAGAAAACAGGAGAACUAUAUUCAUUCAACAGACACUUAAGUGUCCGAUCCCAGUGCUUUGCCAGAUUCCAGAGCUACAGAGAUGAAAGAGAAUGCCUGUCCCGCGGAUGCUUACAGUCUAGGGGGUGGCAUUACAGAAUUCAUUAGUACACCCAUUUUUGGUUUACCUAGAUAAACAUUUUAGUCUGCUGUUGGUGGAAAUUAGAGGCCAGCCUUUGGACAUUUUAAAGAGCAAAGUUUGGUAUACCUUUUUUCAAAGUAAGAAAUUAAUGCUUCUCAAGAUUGUAGUGUUUGUCAGUGCAACUGUUCAUGUGUGCAAAGUAACGGGAUUUUUUUCCUCUUCUUCCCUGGAUGAAGGCACUUAAACUGCCUGUCACUGGUUAGCAGAUACUGAUUUGUUGCCAUUAAGUAAACUUGACUUCUUAUGCGUGCUCUAUAAAGGGUUUUUGUAUUUUUUCUUAAUAUUGUGAUUUUUUAAAUUGACCUAAUAAUGACAAAUUUAAUGUAUGUAAUUGUCUAUGCAUUUUAAGUUAAACUGCCUAAAAUGUGAUUUGAGACAUAGACAUUUGUUUGUAUUAUGAACUGUAAGCAAUCUUUGGAGACGUUAGGUUUUAUCACCUGCUGCUGUAUUUGUAAACAAAGACAUAUGUUGCUUUAAGAAGUAAUUAUAAUUAGGAAUAGUCUAUGGAUGUGAUACUUGAUAUUUUUUAAGAUAAACUUGUUUGCUUUUGUGUAUUA
This is a messenger RNA of Nyctereutes procyonoides (raccoon dog), 6544 nucleotides long. It is a transcript of the gene MAPK1IP1L, whose product is annotated as mitogen-activated protein kinase 1 interacting protein 1 like. NCBI's taxonomy places the organism in Eukaryota, Metazoa, Chordata, Mammalia, Carnivora, Canidae. The transcript is spliced from 4 exons. The record is from RefSeq and is a predicted model, not a curated record. The coding region runs from base 240 to 986 and encodes 248 amino acids.